ACUGAAUCUCGCGGAUUUUAUUGUACAUCAAACGAGUCUUUCGAGUUUGGCGCUUUUUGUUCCACAGCAAAAAGAGCGUACACAUAGUCAGUGUCUCACCGUAGCUCUGGAUUCUUCUGUGUUGCUCGCACCACGGCAUUUGUGUCUUGGAAUCCGUGGAAAGUGGUCGUAUUCGCGGGAGUGCACUGCGCGCUAUAUAUACGCUGUGCUAUGUAUGUAUAUAAUUUAAGCGAACUCUAAAUGUGCCAAUUAAUUUUCAAAAAAUAAAAAAAACGGGCAAUAGUGGAGUUUCUGCCAAUUUCUGUUGGUGCAAUUGUGUGUGGUGUAAGAAAAAGAAAAAGGAAGGUUAUUCCUGUGCAAAUUAAAUAAAGUGAAAAUUUAGACUUUCCGCUUAACCAUCCUCGGCCAGCAAAGAAUUUAUAAUAAAAAUAUAGAUUCCGCGUGUGUGUGUGUGCGGGAUAGACAAAUGGAAAGCAACUAAAGCACCUGGAUUUGCAUCACAAAGUCAUUUAGAAACGCAAUCAAUUGGAUAUACCUCUAUAUUGCAAGCAAAAAGAAAGAAAAAACUUGAAAGGUGAGAACGAUGGCUGGGAGUGUACGAUUGAGUGACAUGCAGAAUACAAAUUUGGAUUUCGAGAGGAAGCAGCAUCUGGCCAAUUGGCUCAUCAAGUCUAGUCCACACAUGCCAAAUCCCGUUGCCACAAUCCAAACAACUGGAGCCCAUCAUCAUGCUGCCACAGUCAAAUCUCCCAUCUACUUCUGGGGUCAGCCCGGUCACAUGAGUCUCACCUCCUCCAAAUCUCCCAUCUUCACGUCCCAGACCAACCUCCCGCUGCAAAUUAUCACAACGCAAGAAGGCCACAAGCCAAAACUGCGGAGAUUCAAUUCCCAUGAUACAAGCGCAAAUAUGUUCUCAGUGGCGGACUUUGAGAAUGCGAGGUUGGCAUCCAAGCAAAGGCAACAGAAUCAGCCCGCUGUCAAGAGCAACAGCCUCGGGGGUGAUGCUUCCACGGAGGACAGUGAGAAUUCAAAAUUUGGAAGUGAUUCAAGCAGAGACAUCAUGCCAGUUGAGAGAUUUCUUCAUCGGAAUUUUCUACCAAAAGUUGCCCGCCUGAUAACGCGUGAGACAAACAAUGAGAACGCAAUGGAGGUGUGCGAUAUGCGGACAUCACAGCAAAAUUUACCAAAACUCCAAUCCCUUCAGGACUUAAGUCGCCUGGAUUCUCUCCUCAAUAGUCCACCACCCCAGAAGCCAGGGGAACUUAUGUUAAUCUACAAACAAAUUCGCAAUCGCAAAUUAUAUCAUGCGAUCAGCACAAAGAGUAUGGAUUGGAAGAGGGGCAUUAAAAUACCUCAAGAAUACCCCGGAUACUUCUCACUGUUGAACGAUAAAGGUGGAGCAACAGCAGCAAUUUAUACAACAAUCAUCCAAUUGGUGCGUGAACGUGUUUAUAAAUUUUUAUCAAUGGAGAAUAUGGUAGCAUACAGCGAAUCUCCGAAUCAAGCAGACAUUGCCAUUAAGAGCCAUUAUGUGAAGACAACAGCUAAGGCCGGUCAGGUGUUUCGUUUGUUGGCGGUCUUCGAGGACGGUCGAAGUCAGCACCAGAACAAAUCAGGAGGACCGUUAAGUGAUUUCAGCAGUUCGAGUGAUCGGGAGAAAGUACGCGGCAGAUAUGCGCAGUUGCUGUGCGAGAAUCGCCAGAUGCUCUAUGUGUCGCUGGCGACAAAAGGAAAGUUUUACGAGGUGGAAAUGAACCAGGGCCAUCGCGGAAAGCAACAGCAGCAACAUAAGAAUACAACGACAAAUCCUGAGUAUGUUCACAGAAUAAGUGACAUUGCACAAAACUCUCCACUCCCUCUCAAUGUGAAAUUAAUCUCCGGCAAUCUGCCUGGAAUAUCAACAGAUUGCAUCACAAUCCACAAGAUCUCCAUGGAGGACGUAAUAAUUUCAUGCCCAAUUGAUGAGCGUGAUAAUAGGUCAACGCUGAUGCUGAAGACAAUCUCCCUGUUGCCGGAUAUGAAGCUACAGCGAUGCCUUCUUGGCUAUGACACCGAAAAGAAAUUGCUGGCAUCGCCAAAUAUUCAGAAUAUCUUGAAAUAUUGCAAAUUCAACUAUGACACACAUAUGCAGGCCAUUGAGGGGGAAUCCCUGCAGGAGCAUCCAACGGGGAAGGUGCGAAAGGUCAAGAGUGAUCCAUUUAAGUUACUCCGACCGAUUAAUUUGACAAAACUCCUCCAUCGUGAGAAGAGCUACGUGGCCACGGAGAAGGAGGAUUCAAUUAUUUUCCUCACAAAAGCCGAACUGCAGCAAUUGGAGACGCAGAAAACGGCCCAUGGGGCGGGGAAGCAACCAGAACGGAGUCUUAGCAGCAAGAUGAAGGUGUUUGAACCGACAAAGCGGAAGUGGUUUGCUGAGAGAAAGAGUGCCAAGACUAAAACUAGUUCAUUCUCCAGCUUUGACGUGAGCUGCGAUGGAAAACGGCAGCAGAGCAUUGAUCGCUACAGCGACAUGUCCAAGUUAAUACAAGAACGCUUCGGGAGUGAGUGUGACAUUGCUUCCAGUCAAUUUGGGCGGGAAUCGAGAGCACUCUCGGACAUUGGCUAUGAGUUUCGAUGCUCAGCACCGAGAAUUGAUAAAACCAUGUCGUUGGAAAAUGUGAAAUUGCACAGUAGUGCAACAAUGUUGGCCACAGUGAUCUCACCAACACCUGAUCUCGUGAAAGUGGACAAGAUGGCCGGGAGUGUGGAUCGUCUGCCGCAGCAGGAGCAACAGGGGAAGCAGCACCAGCAAUCGUUCAUCAGCAAGAAGCUCUAUUCGGAAUUUCACGUGAAAACCAAGCAGAAUAGCAAAUCUUCGUCGAAUCUCAAUCAGUUGUGGCAUCAACUGGGGCUGCCACAGAAAUCCUCAUCGAAACAUCCCAAAUCGGCAAAGGCACUGUGCAACAGCAGGGAGACAUCAAAGAGCAAUCUUAAGCUAUCGGAUGAAUAUAGUAGUGUUCAGGACUCAAUUGUCUCCAUUGAUGACAACGCAUCAUCCACCUACGAUGGGAGGAUCUGUGCGGAAAAUAUCUAUGCGGAAAUUUGUGUUCACAACACGGCCCCGACCAGUGAAAGUAGACGAUCCCAAACUCCCCAAAUUGACAUCACUAAUCUCUAGAAUUUUAUCAUCUCGCAACAUUAAUUCUAAACAUUCUUCUAUCAAUUUAUGCAUUGAGCACCAACCAAAGUUAAAUAACACGUUAUCCCAACUUCUUGUGAUAUUUAUACCAGAUUUCCUCCUAAAAAUUCCCUCCUCUUCUUCAUCCCUUAAUGAAUGAAAAAAAAUUCUCUCAAGACUUUCCUCUUAAAACUACAUUCUAAAGCAAUAUUUUAAAAAUAAAUCAUGUGGGUGUUAUCGAUAGAAAUAUUUUUAACGAAUAAUUUUAUCAAUCAAUCAUUUUUUUAUAACAAGCUGUGAGGUUGCAAUACUUCAUGUAAAUAUCAUUAUCCUUUUUUUGUAAUAUAUAUGAAGCAAUAUUACUCUAUAUAUAUUUUGCAUUGUAAAAUAAAUUUGUAGAAAAAAAAA
Lutzomyia longipalpis is the source of this 3565-nucleotide messenger RNA. RefSeq lists its product as uncharacterized. Lineage: Eukaryota; Metazoa; Arthropoda; Insecta; Diptera; Psychodidae. The coding region runs from base 584 to 3157 and encodes 857 amino acids. The transcript is spliced from 7 exons. The record is from RefSeq and is a predicted model, not a curated record.